Empidonax traillii (willow flycatcher) is the source of this 2552-nucleotide messenger RNA. RefSeq names its product spondin 1 (gene SPON1). The record is from RefSeq and is a predicted model, not a curated record. Gene Ontology annotation, biological process: cell adhesion. Lineage: Eukaryota; Metazoa; Chordata; Aves; Passeriformes; Tyrannidae. Gene Ontology annotation, cellular component: extracellular matrix. The transcript is spliced from 9 exons. The coding region runs from base 33 to 1601 and encodes 522 amino acids.
CGGUUUGAAUUCCCCGUAGCUGGCGAAGCUGGAUGCAGUUUUUGAUGCUCUUCCUCUGGAUUUGCAGGAGAGCUGCUCCCUCUGCUGAGUUCUCUGUGGAUCGCCACCGGCACCUGAUGUCCUUCCUCACCAUGCUGGGCCCCAGCCCCGACUGGAAUGUGGGGCUCUCUGCUGAGGAUCUCUGCACCAAGGACUGUGGCUGGGUCCAGAAAGUCGUUCAGGAUUUAAUCCCCUGGGAUGCUGGCACGGACAGUGGCGUUACCUAUGAGUCUCCUAACAAACCUACAGUGCCUCAAGAGAAGAUCAGGCCACUCACAAGCUUAGAUCAUCCCCAAAGCCCAUUUUAUGAUCCAGAAGGAGGAUCUAUCAAGCUGGUAGCCAGAGUUGUCAUCGAGAGAAUUGCACGCAAGGGGGAGCAAUGCAAUAUCGUUCCCGAUAACAUAGAUGAUAUUGUGGCAGAUCUGGCACCGGAGGAAAAAGAAGAAGACGAUACCCCUGAGACCUGCAUAUAUUCAAACUGGUCCCCAUGGUCAGCCUGCAGCUCUUCUACCUGUGAGAAGGGGAAGAGGAUGAGGCAGAGAAUGCUUAAAGCUCAGCUGGACCUCAGUGUGCCCUGCCCAGAUACCCAAGAUUUUCAGCCAUGCAUGGGUCCAGGCUGCAGUGAUGAAGAUGGUUCCACUUGCAUGAUGUCUGACUGGAUUACAUGGUCCCCCUGUAGUGUUUCCUGUGGAAUGGGAACGAGAUCUAGGGAGAGAUAUGUAAAGCAGUUCCCUGAGGAUGGCUCCAUGUGCAAAGUGCCUACUGAAGAGACCGAGAAGUGUAUUGUAAAUGAGGAGUGCUCUCCCAGCAGCUGCCUCGUCACUGAAUGGGGUGAGUGGGACGAAUGCAGUGCCAGCUGUGGCACAGGGAUGAAGAGACGGCACAGGAUGAUCAAGAUGACUCCUGCUGAUGGAUCCAUGUGCAAGGCAGAAACUACAGAGGCAGAGAAAUGCAUGAUGCCUGAAUGCCAUACCAUCCCCUGUCUACUCUCUCCCUGGUCUGAGUGGAGUGACUGCAGUGUAACAUGUGGGAAGGGAAUGCGAACCCGGCAAAGGAUGCUGAAAUCUGCUGCUGAGCUUGGAGACUGCAACGAAGAGCUGGAACAAGCAGAGAAAUGCAUGCUGCCUGAAUGCCCCAUCGACUGCGAACUAACCGAGUGGUCCCAGUGGUCCGAAUGCAACACCUCCUGUGGAAAGGGCCACAUGAUCAGGACGAGGAUGAUCAAAACAGAGCCCCAGUUUGGAGGAACGGCAUGCCCAGAAACCGUCCAGCGCUCAAAAUGUCGAGUAAGGAAAUGCCUGCGAGGGCCGGGCAUGGAAAAAAGGCGCUGGAAAGAGGCCCGGGAGAAAAGGAGAAGCGAACAAGCCAAAAAGAAUAUAGACAGCGAGCAGUAUCCAGUUUGUAGGCUGAAACCAUGGACUGCUUGGACAGAAUGUUCUACACUCUGUGGAGGUGGAAUUCAGGAACGCUACAUGAUGGUGAAGAAGAGGUCCAAAAGUACUCAGUUUACUAGUUGCAAAGACAAAAAGGAGCUAAGAGCGUGUAAUGUUCAUCCUUGUUAACAAAACACAAGGUUCCAAGUGAUGCACUCUGAGCUAAAUGGAAAGUCAACCUUGGUUUGGUUUUUAAAAAAAAAAACAACAACAACAACAACAAAUAUGAAGUGUAUAUUAGUUUUCAUUUUUGCAGUGUGGUUUGCUUUUUAGUCUUGCUGGUGCAAGAAAAAUAUUUUAUAAAUGUUUCCUCACGGAUUUAUGCUGAGAGUAAAUCUUUGGUACUCCAGCCAGCCCUUAAUGCAUAAAAAUAGUAAGUCAUCAUGAGUUAUUUAACUAAAAUACAGACAUAUCUGUGGACAUGGAAUAGCCAUAUAGAAAUACUACUUGUAAAGACAUGGGAUGCAUGCAUAUUAAAAUAAGUGACGUGUUUCAUACGGGGGAGGAUUUCUCUCUUGAUUUGAUUUUAAAAAUCCAAAGCAGUGCCUACAUAAUUACACAACUAUGCCAAGGAGUAAUUUCAGUAAUGCUGGUUCAGUAAUAUUAAAGGUGCAUGUUUAUCUUUUUACACCACUGGGUUAAGCUGAUAGUUAUAAUAAUAACAAUAAUAAUCCUAAAUACUUUUCUUCACAUGGAUGCUGUGGUCCAUGCAAAAUGGUCUUUGUUUCAUUAAAACUUAAGAAGAAAAUUAUUUGUGCAGCUCAGUAGUGAUGUCUGACCACUUCUCACUCAAGUCAAAACAGCACACAAAGAAAACAUGUGAAUGUCACAAUAUAUUUAGAUUCCAUACACCUAUUUUGGAUCUCUCCACUGCCUCUCAAAGUAGAUACAAAACCAACAGAAAUUGGUCCAGAGAGAGAGUUGCAACAGCUGUGUCACAGAAAGUUUCCCACAUGAGAGACCCUAAAAAAAUUAGAUUCAGUUUCAUGAGGAUGUUAAUCACAGGUGAAGAGGGAAACAGGUUUGUAAUAUACCAAAAAUGGUAGAGAAAAGGUGAGCCAGGUUCUCAUGUAUCCCUUA